UCUUCUCACAAAAACCUAGCAAUUCUUUCUAUCUCUUUCUAAAAUCAAAAAAUGGCGAGGCUCAUUUAUGCAACAAUGGGUACAAUUUUUCUCAUAAGUUGGGCUAACAUGGGCUCAGCCACGGUGUACAGUGUUGGCGAUACUUCGGGUUGGAAUACUGGCGUGGAUUAUUCAAGUUGGACCAGUGGAAAAACCUUUGCUGUUGGAGAUAGCCUAGCGUUUGCUUACGGGGCUGGAACGCACACAGUGAACGAAGUGUCGGCAAAUGACUACCAAUCGUGCUCCACGAGCAACUAUCUGAGCACAGACUCGAGCGGCUCCACCACCAUCACUCUCAGAACCUCCGGAACCCAUUACUUUGUCUGCGGAGUUCCCGGUCAUUGCAUCGGCGGCAUGAAGCUCGCCGUCACCGUCACCGUGGGCCCCUCUUCUUCAUCCGGAACCACCACUACCCCUUCCACACCCUCCACUGAAACCGGCUACCACUUUUCUGCAGCCACCAAAACACAAAUUCCGGCGACGGUGGUUGGCUUCUUCGGUAUGUGGUUCAUGGCGGCCGGUGGUCGGCUUUGAGAUUGGUGAAGUCUGUGGUUGUAGAGAUUAGACGGCUCAGAUGUUAUCUUCCGAUUUUUCAUAUUUUUUGAGGUAGAUUGACUGUCUUAUGGGUGUUUAAUUUGUAGCAGUGAUAUAUGAGUUUUUUAUAAUUGGGAAUGGUAUGAUUGAAUAUA
Messenger RNA from Phalaenopsis equestris, 728 nucleotides. RefSeq names its product blue copper protein-like. Gene Ontology annotation, molecular function: electron transfer activity. Lineage: Eukaryota; Viridiplantae; Streptophyta; Magnoliopsida; Asparagales; Orchidaceae. Gene Ontology annotation, cellular component: plasma membrane. The record is from RefSeq and is a predicted model, not a curated record.